Molecule: messenger RNA, 1067 nt
Organism: Bacillus rossius redtenbacheri
Lineage: Eukaryota; Metazoa; Arthropoda; Insecta; Phasmatodea; Bacillidae
Product: keratin-associated protein 6-2-like
Exons: 2
Coding region: 24-488 (154 amino acids)
Source: RefSeq, a predicted model, not a curated record
AGCUGGACACGAGGAAUAGCAUCAUGCAACUAACGGUGGGUCUGGUGCUAGCGGCAGUGGCGUGCGCGGUGUCGGCCGAGGGGGGUCACUCCGUGGCGAAGAGAGGCCUGCAGGGCCUGGGCCACGCCUCCAGCUACAGCAGCCAGAGCCUACACUCGGGGUCCUCCCACGGCGGCUACGGCGGCUACGGCAGCUACGGCGGCUACGGCAGCUACGGCGGCUACGGCGGCUACGGCGGCCUGGGCGGCUACGGCCUCGGCAAAGCCUCCAGCUACAGCAGCCACGUCCUGCACUCCGGGCCUUCGUACGGCGGCUACGGGAGCUACGGCGGCUACGGGAGCUACGGCGGCCACGGGAGCUACGGCGGUCUGGGCUACGGCAAGGCCACCAGCUACAGCAACCUGUACCAGCACUCCGGGCCCGCCGUCUCCUAUGGCCUGAGCUACGGCCAUGGCUACGGCUCCGGACACGGAAUCGGCCACUACUAGUAUUGGCCACUACUAUGAUUGUCCACUUCUACGUUUGGCCACCACUACGAUUGUCCACUACUAGUUUUGGCCACUACUAAGAUUGUCUAAUACUAUGAUUGGCCAAUACUAUGAUUGGUUACAACUGUGAUUGCCCACUACUAUGUUUAUCCACAACUAUGAUUGGCCACUACUAUGUAUGUUUAUCCACAACUAUGAUAGGCCACUACUAGGAUUCGCAACGUAUGAAUGAUUGACGUGAUACGGUGUCCCAACUGAGUUAAACCAUGCACUCAAUAUUUUAUUGAUAUUUUCACCCAUAAAACAAAAAAAAACACACACACACAUUUUAAAUAAACAUUGUUUUUUGAUAUUAUUUCUCAACUUCUUUAGUUUUUUGUUUAAUGUUUAGACACUUUACCAUCGCUUUUUACGAAUGUUAAAAUUUUUCCAUGAGAAACGUUUUAAUUGAAAAAUAAAUAAAAUUUUCGUAAUACUAAUUAUAUCUCUAUUUUCUGUGACUCUAGAGAAUAUUUUAAUAUUUUUAAAUAUGUACAUUGUGUAAAUAGUGUAAUAAAAUUUUGUACAACAAAAGGAAAA